CAAACUUCAUGUUAAUAAGUGAAGUGCAUUUCGUAAGUUCUGUUAUUUUGUGCGCGUCCCUGUUUAUCUAGAAAAUGGAGAUAUUUUGGUAAAGUUUUACCGAUUUUUCAUAAACAGAAAAAUAUAACUGAAAUAAGUUAUGUUAUGAGCUUGUGUUUUAUACUAUCUAUAACUUUUUUAAAGUGCAAAGACUGAUCUACCUCAAUCUUAUUAUCCAACGUUAUUUGGUAGACAGGUAACAAAAUGUCUGAAAUAGUGUAUCCUCCAGGAUGUCGUCCAAUUAGUGACGACUUAAAUACAGACGAAUUAAUCCGUCGGUUAAAAACACUCGCACAUACUUUACAAGCUAUGGGACAAGACGAUGGAGCUUAUAAGCAAUACAUUCCAUUGUCCCUUCACCUUGCAGAAGAGCAGUUUUUAUCUCACACUUCAAGAGAUGUUCAAUUACUAAUAGCAUGUUGUAUUGCAGACGUCUUGAGAGUAUAUGCUCCUGAAGCACCAUAUAAAGAUCCUGAACAAGUGAAAACAAUUUUUCUCUUUUUAAUUACUCAGUUAUCUGGACUGAAAGAUCCCAAAGAUGCUGCUUUUAAGAGAUAUUUUUAUUUGCUGGAGAAUUUGGCAUAUGUGAAGUCAUUUAACAUGUGUUUUGAACUUCAAGAUUGCCAAGAAAUAUUCUGCGCUCUUUUUCAAUUGAUGUUUCGAAUUGUCAAUGAUGAACAUUCUGGACGAGUUAAAAGUUUCAUGUUAGAUGUACUGUGCCCUCUAAUAUCGGAAAGUGACAUGGUCAGCAAUGACCUUUUAGAUAUUAUUUUAAUAAAUAUAGUUGAACCUAACAAAACGCAACAUAAAAAUGCGUACUUUCUGGCCAAAGAGCUAAUAAUCAAAACCUCGGAUACACUUGAGCCUUACAUUCAAGCAUUCUUCAAUCAUGUUUUAAUUUUGGGCAAAGAGGAUAAAAAUUUACAAAUUUGUGGUAAGGUAUAUGAUUUGAUUUAUGAAUUAAAUCAUAUAAGGCCUCAGAUUUUAUUAGCCGUAUUACCACAGCUAGAAUGUAAAUUGAAAAGUCCUCUGGAAAGUGACAGAUUAGCUGCUGUUGCCCUUUUAGCUAAAAUGUUCAGCGAAAAAGACUCUGAGCUUGCGCGUCGACACACUGCAUUAUGGAGGGCAUUUUUAGGAAGAUUCAAUGACAUUUCUAUUGCAAUUAGAACAAAAUGUGUACAAUAUUCCAUGCACUUUCUCCUAAACCAUCCUAGUUUAAGAAAAGAUAUCACAGAGACUUUGAAAAUGAGACAACACGACUCUGAAGAAAAUGUGCGGUAUCAAGUAGUAAUGGCUAUCGUUACGACAGCGAAAAACGAUUUUCAAGUUGUGUCAGAUUCUGAAGAUCUUUUAGAAUUUGUUAAAGAAAGAACUUUGGAUAAAAAAUUCAAAAUAAGAAAAGAGGCCAUGUCUGGCCUAGCGCUCAUUUACAAAAAACAUCUCAGCGAUCCCGAUGUACCUAAUGCAACAAAAAAAGCCGUCACCUGGAUUAAAGAUAAAAUUCUACAUGGUUAUUAUAUGGCCGGCAUGGAAGAUCGAUUAUUAGUAGAACGUUUAUUGAAUACUUGUCUUGUUCCUUAUCAACUUCCUGCUGCAGAGAGAAUGAAGAAAUUAUACCAUCUUCUUGGCACGGUAGAUGAUCAUGCAACUAAAGCAUUCUUAGAAUUACAGAAGAACCAAUUAUGUGUCAGAAAAUUGGUUCAAGAAUAUUUGGAAUUACAUAGGCGAUUUGCAAACGGUUCAAAUGAAGUUUUGAAAGAAUUGGCGAUAAAAGUACAGAAUUUAUCCAGGUGUUUACCAGAGCCAGUUAAAGCUCAUGAAUAUUUAACAAAAUUUAGUAAUCAUCUGAAAAGAGAUCAAUUUCUGAUGGAACAAUUUGAUAUAGUAGUGAAGCCCUCUGUGAGCUGUAAAGAAUGUUCUGAAGCAACAGCAGCAGUAUUAAGAAAACUUGGUCCACCAGUUAUGACAAACUUAUAUUACAACACAGUUAAAAUGUUGCUUGAGAGAAUAAGUUCUGUAAUGAUCGACCACGAAGCAAUUAAACUAUUAGUAGGAUAUGUUGAGGACUGUUUAAAAGGUGGAAAUAGUAUAGAAGAAAUUGGAUUGAACCCUGCGACAGCUGGAGAUAGGGGCAUAAAGUUGCUGGUUAUGUUGAGUGUAGUAUUUCCCUCCCAUUUUCAAUAUAGCGAUGUUUUGGAGCAACUGUUAGAAUUAUUGAAGUUAGAUGAUGAGAAUGUUGCUCCUUUAGUACUAUCUGUAUUCACUUUCCUGGGAAAAUAUAAAUGUUUAUCUGAACAAUUUCCUGAAAUCAUGAAUCAGUUAGCACCAAUAUGUAAAGAGUUUGCACAAACUGGAACACCCAAGCAAGCUAAAGGGGCAAUACAAUGUAUCUACAAGAACAUGCCAGAUAUGUAUGAUACUCUAUUUUCUAGCAUUUUGGAAUCUAUUAAAAACAAUCUUACACCUGAAUCUCUCAACUACAGAACUGCAAUAGUUACUCUUGGACAUAUCGCCUUCAAUAUACCAGAUCGAUAUAAGGUGCAAAUAAAGAAUAUAGUCUCUAGAAAGAUUGUUAAAGAGCUUCUAGUAAAGGAAGGUCGAGAAACAGAAGUUGACACUGACGGUGAUUCUUGGUGUUCUGAAGACGAAUUACCUGAAGAAACAAGAUGCAAAGUGGAAGGCUUGAAAGCAAUGGCAAGGUGGCUGUUGGGUCUUAAACAAGAUACGGCUUCUGCUCAAAAAACUUUCAGAAUGUUGAAUGCAUUUAUAUUACACAAAGGUGAUCUUUUACAAUCAGGACGGUUGUCAAAAGCUGAAAUGUCUUGGUUAAGACUAGCUGCAGGUUGUGCAAUGCUGAAAGUUUGCGAACAAAAAGGCGUCGGGGAUCAGUACACAGCCGAACAAUUCUACAAUUUAUCUCAACUUAUGACGGAUGAAGUUAAGCAAGUUCGAGAAAUAUUUGCCACUAAAUUACAUAAAGGUUUAAAUAAAGGAUUGCCAAACAAAUGUCUGCCUUUGGAUUUUAUGGGUUAUUAUGCACUCGCCGGAAGAGAACCAGAAAACCGUCUACGAACGACCAUCAGGAAUUACAUGAUUGCUGACAUUAAUAGACGUAGGGACUAUGUAAAAACAUUGACAAUGGGUACAGGACAAGCAGAUAAAGCACUAAGUCAACUGCCUCAUAUAUUGCCAGAUUAUAUGCUCGUUUUUGCUGUACCAAUUUUGGCACAUGAUCCACAUUUAACCAAAUGGGAUGAUGUACAAGAACUCAUGAAAGCGAAACAGUGUCUUUGGUUCAUUUUAGAACCACUAGUUAAAAGUGAUUACUUUAGUUAUGGAUUUUACAAAAAUUUGAUAGAAAAAAUGAAAAAUCAUAAAGAUGCUGUUAGGCCUGAUGAUGACUCUAUUAAUUAUAAAAUAUGGGCCCUUUGUGACCUAGCAUCCGGCCUCCUACUUACCCGAUCAACAAACUACGACAUCAAAGAUUUUAUAAGUGAGACGCGCAUUCCAUUGAUGUAUUUUGUACCACAACCGGAUUUCUUCAAUACCAGGGUUUUUCUCCCUCCAGAACUCCAAUAUCAACCUAAUUUGAAAACCGGCAUUACCCUAAAUAUGCUCAAUACCGAAAGGCAGAAAAAACCUAAACCUAAAAAACCGGAAGGUUGUGGUCCUCUUGGUACAGAUGUUCAACCCUCGGAAGCAUCUGAGACAAAAAUUCAACUACCUGGUCUGGAAGAAGAUAUCGAUGAGCCACCAGCAAAAAGGCUAAGGGAAAGAAUGAAAGUGGAUCUCGACAAGUGAGUGUGUGUAUAUAAGACAAAACUACAGAGUGUGUGAUCUCCACAAAAUGAAAAUCAUCAGGACUCUUCAGUGCUUUUCUUUUGCAAUUAGAAUCAUUUAAUUUGUAAUUAAAAGUUAAGAAUAAGGAUUUUCUAUCUACUUAUUAUCAAAGCGGUUCGAAAAAUCGGCACUUCUGGACAUUUUUUAUCGUGAACCUUUUUUUCAAGUUAAAAUUACUGUUCUAAUGAGAAUCAUCAAAAAUUUUCUACAUAAUGGUAUGUUUUGUUUAGAACAAUGUAAACAGCAUAUUAGUAUACAACAUGGGUUUCAAGGUAACCAAAAAGAUAAUUUUUUUUAUGAAUGUAUUAUGGAAUAUACUUUUGGACACAAUUUUAUCCAAUAUGUCCAGCACCUUACGCCUCAUAUUAUUUAACAUUUCCUAAACCAACUUAUCAUCUCCAAUGACCACAGGUAAAUUUAAGUUCAUGUUGGUGUAGCAGUGAAAAAUGUCUUAGUUUUUUAAAAGACAUCUGUUGCUUUAAGUAAGGGUUUAAUAAUUGAUUGUAGCUUUGAAAAUGUGUAAUUUCUGGAUUGAAACAUACCAAACAUUGUCUUCGUUAUCUUUGGUUGUGCUUUAUGGAAAUCAGCUACAAUUUUGCUCACACGUUUACUCGCACAGUCCCACAAGUUUAUGUUGUAUGUCCAAUUUUGUACUCUAUUACUACUUCUAUUUGUCACUAGAUAAAUUAUCAUGAUUUAUCCAGCUUUUUUCAGUGUCUUAAUAAAAUUUUUCAGUUAAAUAGUCCCUUUACCUAUAGUUCAAUUGACUUUGUUUUAUAAGUUGGAAUCUCUGGAAGUAUUAAUGAUAUCCAUCACCUCUACAUUUGUUUAUCUUGUAUGUCCAAUUUUGUAUUCUAUUACUACUUCUUUGUCACUAGACAAAUCUAUUAUGGUUUGUUGCUUUCCUGAUGAGAUUUUUCCUACCUAUAGUUCAAUUGAUUCUGAUUCUUACUUAAUUUUAAAUUUGAAAAUGUAUAUUGCUGUACUUUCUUCACUAUUAUCCAAAUGGGAUUCAUCAUCAUGCUGUUUAAUCUCUUGGAUUAUGGCUAGCGCUUGGGGCACCUACAUUCUCAUAUCUCAAUUCUUUUCUGUUUUUUGAUUUGGCUUUCUAGUCUACUAUUCCUAGGAUGCUAGUAUCUUUUUCAAUUUGGUUUCUCCAGGUAUUUCUUGGUCUGCCUCUGCCUCUUAGUCAAAGAUCCAUUGUGUUAUCUUUCCUGUAGGUUUCUUUCUUAUUAUAUCCUGACCAAUUCAGUCUUAGUGCUUCUACAUACUUUAUUAUAUUUUUUCCUCCCAGUUCUUCAUCUAUUUCUCCAUUUUUCUUCAAUCUUAUCUCUCCAUCUCCUAUAAUAUGUGGUCCAAGUAUAGUUCUCAUUAUUUUCUUCUCGAUUAUCUUCAGGUCUUCUUAGUUAUUAUUUGACAGUUGUUUCCAUGGCGUACGCAAUCAAUAUUCUUAUUAAUGUUUUAUAUAUUUUGUUCUUUUUACUAAUAUUCUUGAUUUUGAGUAACUUUUUAUUUUUUCCAAAUGUUUAAUAUGCUUUUUCUAUUCUCUCUCUUAUUAUUUCUUUAGACGUUUGUCCUAUUGUUAUUCCUAGAUAAUUGAAAGAUGAUACAGUUUCAAAUACGUAUGUCUGUGUCUUUAGGUGGUCCAUUCCUCUUUCAUCUUGUUUUACUAUCUUCAUGUAUUUGCUUUUUUCUUGGGAUGAGAUGGGAUUACUCCUGUAAAAAGGUCCCUUUACCUUACUUUAGGUCCAUUGACUCAUUUCUAAGUUAGCAUUUCUGAAAACUUUCAUGAUACCCAUUACCACUACACUUUACAUUAACCGACGUGCAUUUCUUUCACCAAGUUAUUCUCUUCAGCGCCUAAUGACAAAUUCAAUUGUUGUCUUUGAAUAUAUUAAUGAUUGUUUCAUCUGGAAAAUCAACGAAUAUCUGGAGAAUCUUUAGUUGUUAUUUAUGUUAAGUAAUUAUAAAGUUAUAAAAAUAUAAUAUAAAUUAAAAAUUUAUACCAUACGUCCAAAUUAGAGAUUUUUAAGUACAGUAGAAGUCCGAUAAUCCGGCACGUUCGGGACCGUCUCGGUGCCGGACUACCGAAAAUUCCGGUCUAUCGGGGGGUAAAUAUAAGAACAAUUAGGUUAAUAAUAAACUAAGAAUACAGUAUGCAAAUACAUACAACAAAGUUUAUUUUACAUUUCAUAUAAUGUAUGUACACGUACUGUAAAACAUAUUUCACUUAGAUUUAAAAAAGUCACGAAUGUUUUUUUGUUUUCUUGACUUUUGGCGUUUAGUAUAAAAUUUAUUUCUAAUGAUAUUGAAAUCAAUAAUUUCUGAAGCACUGUAGCUAGUACUAGCCUCAGCAAAAGAGAUAAACUUAUUUAGUGAUUCUGCCCAGCUGAUUUUUUCCUUUUCUUCCAUUUUGGCAUCUGAGUCAUUUUCUUCAAGAUUUUGAGUAUGCUGAGGGUUUACUAAAAUGUUGAUAAUGUCCUCAUCGGUUAGUUCUUGUUCAACAGGCUCAUUGUGUGUUGUAUUUUUUACCUAGUUCCAAGACUGUGCAAUAUCAUAGACUGCAUCUUUUACUGUAAACUUUUUUUGAAAAUCUUUUAACAGGCCUUGAAUAAAAGACCUUCUUUAAAAGCAUUUAAAAUUUUGAAUAACCCCUUGGUCCAUGGGUUGAAUCAAAGAUGUUACGUUAGGUGGGAGCAGAGUAGCAACAAUAUUUCCAGAAACUAACUCAUCUACUGGCGGAUGGGAUUCACAAUUGCCCAAAAGAAGGAUGGCUUUAGUAUCUUCUGGUAGACCAAGGCUUUUGAAGGAUUCCUUGCCUUCAGGCACAAAGUGGUGAAAAAAGCAGUCUUUAAAGAGGGCGGCUGUUAUCCACGCAUUUGAUUGAGCAUCGUAUUGGACAGGCAAGUGUGUAACAUUCUUAAAAACCCUGGGUUUUGCAGAUUUACCUAUCACAAUAGGGGUCACUCGGUGGUUUCCAGACGCAUUAGCACAUAGCAAAACGGUUAAUCUGUCUUUUUUUUUUUAAACCCUUGGCUGCUUUUUUUCCUCCCCCAGCUAGUGUAGAUGUUGGUAAACAUCGUCACACUAGCCUUGUUUCAUCAGCAUUGUAAAUCUGUUCAGGUGAUAAAUCAUUAUCAGCCACGAUUUUCUCAAACUCGUCUUUGUAUUUUUCUGCAGAGUUUUGGUUUGCUGAAAGGGUUUCUCCAGUUACAUCAAGUCUUCGAAUUCCAUGCCGAAACUUAAAGUUUCUGAGCCAAUCAUCAGAAUAAUUAGAUUCACUUUCAGCAACUCCUAAAUCUUAGCCGAAUUUCUUUACCUUUUCAACAAUCAUUGGCCCUGUUACCGGCUUUCCUUCAGAACGUACUGCACUAAACCAUUUGAACGAUACACUAUCUAGCUGUUCCAGUUUUGGUUUUUUUAAUGUUUGUGUAGAAGCCAAUUUUUCAGUUGUUACCAAUUGAGAAGCAAACUUCAUUAGUUCAUCUUUUUGUUUUUUAAUGUCAUAAAUAGUUGAUGAGCCAAUAUUAAACUCAUUCAUUAAAACAUUUCUAUUCUCGCCUUUUUCUAGCCGUUUGAUGAUUUCUAGUUUCUGAUUGAGAAUAAGUGUUACGUGUUUUCGUUUCUCUCCUUAUGAACUCGAAGGCUUAGGUUUUGAAAACAUGGUCACUGUACAGUUAGAACAAAAAUCACUUUUUUUAUAAACAGUUUCAAAAGUUACGUUUACUGCGAUGUGAAAGAACACAAAACAACAACGUACAAAAAAAUGGCGAAGACGCUUCGUGAUUGAUUAACGGAGCUGCACUACACGGUGUAGUCUACACCUGAAUUUGUUGUGACAGCUGAGACUAGCCGGCCGCUAAUUGUUUCCGAACAACACCGAGCGCUUCCGGAUGAUCUCGAACUACCCCGAAAACUUCCGAAUAGUUCUCGAGCGGUUUUAUUUGCUUUAAAGACACACUUUUAGGGAAAACCAAAAUUUUUACAAUUUUCCGGAGCGAUGCCGGACUGUUGGAUGCCGAACUAAUGGACUUCUACUGUAAUACCGUAACUAUUGCCCAAUAACUAUUUUUUUUUCGCAGCUUCUCUUUCUCCACUGAUUUUGUGAUGUUAUUCUUUGGAAGUGUUGAAAAGAUAUGCUUUUUUAUUUUGAUUGAUUGAAAAUUUUUCGAUAAUUAGAGAAUAGUAUAUUUUUCUUCUAGGUAGAAUUAACGUUAUAUCACCGAUUUAAGUAUAUAUAUUACAUAAAGAUAUCUGUAUUUUAACUAUUUCUAUUAUGCCAGAAGUGUACAUGUUUUCCGAAUCCCAAUUUUGUACAUUUAGUCAAUAAUUCUUAGAAUUGAUAUGUAUCCUUACAUCAUUUUUUCAUGGGCUAUUUACUUUGCUAAAUUAAGUAACUUACAUGACGAAUAGGUUUUAUCUAGUUAGAAUUGGUUUUCACUAAAUGUCUAUAGUCAAUAUAUGAGUUGAUAAUGGAAUUAUGACUGGCAACUGGUUUGAAGCUAAUUGUAUAGUGGAUCCCAUCGAACUGGUUCAAGAUGAAAUGAGCAGAGUGGGAGAUAGAUUCAAUCUAUUGUGAAGGAGACAUAUUUUAAAAUUUGAAGACUUGCAAACAACAAAAACUAAUUAUUACAAUGGAUUUACACAUCCUGCAUUAGUUUUCAAGUAUUGACUUGCUGGACAGGGGACGUAGUUAGAAUAAUUGUAGCAAGAGUUUGGGGAUACAGAAUAAAAUAUUUGUUUUCUCAGUGGGAAAAAUAAAUUUUCAAACAAUCCCUGAUUUGUACUGGAAUGUGUAACUAAUUUGACACUCAGCUUGUUGUAUUAAAGAUUUUAUGAGAUAUUUUUAUUUCUAUUAUUAAUUAGGACCAUAAAUAUACAUUUGGCAUAAUGUUGAGGUAUUUGUCUUUGUCAUAAUAUUGAAACCCUAUAUAUCAAAGGAAUCCAUUUAUAAACCAAUUACUUUCUGUAUUUGCUUUCAAAUUGUGCGCUGACAUGGUGGUAAAAUAUUGAUUUAUGUAUAUUUGUAUGAAUUUUUAUGAUUAUUAAAAAAGUAACUAUUCUAUGUAGAAAAAUAUAUUAGUAAAUGGCCUAUGAAAUAUCGUCGGUGCGAAAGAUUUUUGAAUUUUAACUAAUAAGUAAAAAUUGAACCGGAUUUUUCACAAGAGAAAUUAUUUUUAUAAAUGGGCGAUUUUUUGGUAAAACGAGUCAAGUUGUGUUUAAUUUAUCGUUUUCCUUCUCGUUUAAUUGUUUUAUUUAUAAACGCGAAGAAAAUUGUAAGUUGUAAGUAUAAAAUAUAAUUUAGUGAAAA
Diorhabda sublineata is the source of this 9190-nucleotide messenger RNA. RefSeq names its product sister chromatid cohesion protein PDS5 homolog B (gene pds5). Gene Ontology annotation, cellular component: nucleus; chromatin. NCBI's taxonomy places the organism in Eukaryota, Metazoa, Arthropoda, Insecta, Coleoptera, Chrysomelidae. Bases 244 to 3840 code for a protein of 1198 amino acids. The record is from RefSeq and is a predicted model, not a curated record. Gene Ontology annotation, biological process: mitotic sister chromatid cohesion; DNA repair. The transcript is spliced from 7 exons.